Messenger RNA from Daphnia pulex (common water flea), 1171 nucleotides. RefSeq lists its product as uncharacterized. The transcript has 4 exons. NCBI's taxonomy places the organism in Eukaryota, Metazoa, Arthropoda, Branchiopoda, Diplostraca, Daphniidae. Bases 1 to 954 code for a protein of 317 amino acids. The record is from RefSeq and is a predicted model, not a curated record.
AUGGAUUUGUACGCAAUCCACAAGUCAUUUCUUGACUUGCAAUCAGAUCUCAACCGGGGCGAUGCCGACAGUCCGACCGAUGUCCAGCAGUCGAGAAGCCGGGAGGAAAUGGCCCGUCUGAGUAAACUCAUCAACAUGGCCAUUUUCAAAGGGAUGGUGCCGUCCAACCGACAGGCGACGUACGACGUCAAUUACGACAGCAGCGACUCGGUUGAAGAAUUACUGGCCCCGCUGCUCCCGUACUUGAAUGACGAUGGCCAUCCGUCGCCAUUGACUCCGACAAAGCCCAGCAGCACGGAAUUCAAUCCCAGUUUACUAUUGCCAUUUGGCGGACGUGGCGGCGGCUCGUCCAGCCAAAACACUUUGAAUUCAGCCAAUCAUUCCGGAGGAUCGUCCAGAGUCACCUUGGCCGAUCAGUUUACGUGGGGAGCUGUCGUUUGCGCUGGCGUCUUUGUGGUAGUUUUCAUUUGCGUCAUGGCUGCCUGGUGGGUUCACAAGAAACAGCAGUCCCGUGUCAGCCGUCGAUCUGCGCAUAGAGAAGCCCGAAGGCAAAUGGCCGAAGGAGGUCCUUACUGCAUUGAAAAUGACGUCAGAGGCCCUGGCAACGUUCCAAUCGGUGACAUUCAACGGCCGCCUUCCUAUUUUGAAGUGAUCGGAUUCUUUGAUCCACCUCCUUCCUACAGCGACGUUUUGGGCGAAGGAUCCGGCCAGCUGGAACCCAACCAACAACAACAGGCUUACGAUAACGUCGUGGUGGUGACAAUGGACGAGCUUCCUCCGCCCUUUGUGGAAGGGGAUUACAUUAAAUCGGUUGAGAAGAAUGUCGUCGAAGAAGAAGAGUCGAUCAUUGCUGCUGAACCCCAAACGAGUGCCAUAAGUAGUCUCCCCCCAAAUAACACUGCGACUGUGAUAGCCGGACGCGAAGGACAUCAGCAGGAAGGAUCGAAUUCUUGAAUUGAAAUAUUCUAUUUGAUUUACUUUAUCGAUCGCCUGACUCUUGAUUCGAAAAAAGCUAAAAAAGAAAAAGAAAAAGUGUUUUCCAUGCAACAGUGCCUUACUUUGUAUAUUUAUAAAGAAAAAGAAAUCUCGACCACAAAUCCCCUCCCUCUUGUGUACAACAAUGUGUAUAUGACCAUGACGCGUCAUAAUAUAAAUAAAUUCUUGGAAAUGA